AUGGAGGCCAAAAUUCUAUGGAAGCAUGUGACGAAUCCUCCAGCAGCGAAGUCUACCGGAAUCCCAGCCAAGUCCAACAAGCAGAAUCUAAGGAAAUCCACCUCCCAAAAGGUAGCCUCUUCCUUCACUCGGGUCUGCCUCUGCGCUCCCAUCUCCUCCUACAACGAGGUGUUCCGAGCAGAAGUCCCGCCGCGAAGAAGCUACAGUUGUACGAGGUCGAAAUCCGUCGUGGCGUCGUCGGAAAGGACCGUAAGCACGAGGACUUCUGCCGAGGGACGAAGAGUGUUCCGGGGGAAGUCACUGACGGAUGACGUGCUGAUGAGAAGGUUUGUGGUGGAAGAGGAGGCGAUGACGCAGCAGAGGAGGAGGAACCAGAUGGAGUUCGUCAGGAAGAGGAAUGCCAUGAGAAGGAAAAAGAUUGGGCCGAGUCCUCUCAGUAGGAUGGCAAUGGCCGAGGAAGAAGAGUAG
Molecule: messenger RNA, 468 nt
Organism: Musa acuminata AAA Group (dessert banana)
Lineage: Eukaryota; Viridiplantae; Streptophyta; Magnoliopsida; Zingiberales; Musaceae
Exons: 1
Coding region: 1-468 (155 amino acids)
Source: RefSeq, a predicted model, not a curated record